Molecule: messenger RNA, 2432 nt
Organism: Ricinus communis (castor bean)
Lineage: Eukaryota; Viridiplantae; Streptophyta; Magnoliopsida; Malpighiales; Euphorbiaceae
Product: protein LAZY 1
Exons: 5
Coding region: 1073-2167 (364 amino acids)
Biological process (GO): regulation of auxin polar transport; gravitropism
Source: RefSeq, a predicted model, not a curated record
CCUGCAUGGAAGCAAUAUAGGUCAUAAGACUAAUGUUACAACUUGAUCAGAUAACAAGAGUCUUUACCUAUUAACAAAACAGACUUAUCACAUCUCUUCUUAUAUGAAAUUCGUCGAAAAUGGCAAUAUGACAAAGGACACAGAGAACAUUAAUUUCACAGAAGAGUGGCAAUUGAUGACAACAAUGUUAACAACAAUAACAGUAAAAGGAUAUCAUGAUCAAAACAUGAAAUGGCCCAGCCUAACCAUUCCAUGAUAGUACCAGAGAUAUUUCAUGUGGCAAGCACAGUGUAUUAGAUUAGGAUCAUGCAUUUAGAAGCAUCUUUCCUGAAGCAUUUGUUAAGAAAAUCAGAGAAUUCAUCCUUUCACUUUGGGGCCAUGGUGAGUAUAACUUGUAACUUAAAUCACUUUUGACCCACAACAUUAUAAUGUAAUCACUUUUUGACCCACAAAAUUGUUCUUGGUCCUACUAGCAAUGUAUCCCUUCUCCAUUAUAAAACUACCUCGUAAAAUGGACAUGGUCAAUAGUUUCUUCAAGGAAAACUAACCUGUAUGGAAUGAUCAUGUCGAUAUGCCCAUCCUCACACAAGUUAAUGCGUCCAUUAGCAAAUGUAUGUUUAUGCACAUCUUGAUGAACAUGUUAUUUGAUGUAGGGCCAAUGAUACAUGCAUUUCUGACAAGUUGCACGUAUUUUUACCAAUUGCUAAUGUGCAUAAUAUACCCGAAGAAACAUUUCAAGCAUGCAUGAUACAUGUUGCACCCCCAACUUGGGGGUCUCCUAACUGCUCCCUUAUUCUUCUAGUUGAUUUGAUCUUGACAAAGAACAGCCAACAAAAAUCUUGUUUCUAUCUGAAUGUUUCUCUCUAUCUCCAUCCAUGUCAGACCCUUCUAGCACCAACUGAAUUCCAACUCAUUGAGCAAUAAUAAUAACAAGAUCCUCAUUCGUUGGUGCUUGAUCCUAAUCUCUUCUUUAAAAAUCCCACUUCCCUUGCAUAUCUAAAUCUCUCUCUAUAUCUAACCCCUUAAGGCAACUAAAGCAAUCUAACAUCAACGCCUUCAAAGAAAGAUCAAAAUGAGGAUACUAGGUUGGAUGCACAAUAAAUUACGGCACACUAGCAUCGAGCCAUUCAAGGAUUUUACAAUUGGGACCUAUUGUGCCUGCCUUUCAGCAACAACAUCCCGUGAUGAGAAAAUCUCCCAUACAAGGCCAAGGUUUGACUCCAGAUAUGAGAAAUAUGAAAAUACUCUAUCUGAAGUUGAAGCAAAGAGAGUGGAGGAGAAUUAUGAAGAUGAAACAUCUGCAGUCAUGUAUGAGCCAUUUCAUGGUUUUCUUGCAAUUGGAACUCUUGGUUCAAAACAAAUCACCAGUGAGGCAGUAACACCAACACUUCCAGUGUCUUUUGAGAAUAUUGAAGAUGAAAAGACAGAGGUGACGGAGAAUGAAUUGAAGCUCCUUAAUGAUGAACUAGAAAAGUUUCUUGAGGCUGAAGCUGAAGAAGAAGGUUGCAAUGAAUCAUUGGCAAGGAGCAGUUAUGUGAGCACUAUUACGCUUAGCGGCAUACAAACAGAGGAAGCUAGUGCUGAAGAUAAUGGAAUAACUGCAUUUUGUCCCCUUCAAGGAUAUCUAUUUGGGUCAUCAAUAGACCUGCCAGAAUUAAGAGUUGAAUCAAAGAAGGAAAAAGCAUCACUUGCGGAGAUGUUUCAUAGGACAAAGAUAACAGAGGAAAUUUCUCUAGAAGUUGAAGAAAAAGGGGAGAUGCACGCCAAGCAAGCACAUAAACCUGUGAGACACCUCAUCAAAAAGAUAUUACAGAAGUUUUAUGCUUCAUCAAAAAAUCCUAUCCUGUCUUCCAGUCAUGACGCGGACACUUCUGUUUCAACCAAGAAAAGGCUUAACAAGGUCCUAAGAAUGUUCCACAGAAAAGUUCAUCCCGAAAACCCUAUAGCUGAGAAAGUGUUCGCCGAGUCAAAUGCAAAGAUUAAGAAGAAUCUGCAUCAUAAUGUAGACAUGGUGUACCAGGAUCAGGACAGCAUAAGGUUUCUUCCAGGAUCAAAGUCAAUGGAAAGGGUACGAUGCUAUAAGAACAACUUGAGUGGCAGUAACUCGAGUAGAAAUAGGGAAUACUGGAUUAAAACAGAUGCAGACUACUUGGUGCUGGAGCUGUAGCAAAGAAGUAAAAACACAUGCUGAAUGUGAUAUUCGAUGAUAUCAACUAUUUUCUUGUGUAUUUGUGAGAUUUUAUUAGUGAUAAACUUAAGAAGAUGGAAGGAGUAAGAUGGAAGGAGUAUGAGGUACCCAUCUUAUUUUCCUGUGUAAUAAAAAGUUGUGAGUGCUAAAUGUCAUGUAAACUUCCUAAUUUGUAGACAUGAUUUGGAUUAUCAUGUAUCAUGUGCAAGUGUCAUUUGCAUUCUAAGAAAUUAUUCAGUCUCCA